AUGUCAGCACCGCAAUCCGUGCAGUGCUUCGGCAAGAAAAAGACGGCGACGGCCGUUGCGCUUUGCAAGCAGGGCAAGGGAUUGAUCAAGGUCAAUGGAAAGCCGCUGUCCCUCGUGCAGCCGCAGAUCCUCCGAUUCAAGGUCUACGAGCCGGUUCUGAUCCUCGGCGCGGACAAGUUCGCCGAUGUCGACAUCAGAGUCCGAGUCCGUGGCGGUGGUCACACUUCCCAGAUCUACGCCAUCCGUCAAGCCAUUUCGAAGAGCAUCAUCGCCUACUACCAGAAAUACAUUGACGAGCACAGCAAGAACCAGCUGAAGCAAGUCCUCGUGGCCUACGACCGAACCCUCCUCGUGGCAGACAACAGACGGUGCGAGCCGAAGAAGUUCGGUGGUCCCGGUGCUCGCGCGCGGUACCAGAAAUCCUACAGAUAA
Messenger RNA from Neohortaea acidophila, 432 nucleotides. Its product is annotated as ribosomal protein S9. Bases 1 to 432 code for a protein of 143 amino acids. Gene Ontology annotation, cellular component: cytosolic small ribosomal subunit; ribosome. Gene Ontology annotation, biological process: maturation of SSU-rRNA from tricistronic rRNA transcript (SSU-rRNA, 5.8S rRNA, LSU-rRNA); translation. NCBI's taxonomy places the organism in Eukaryota, Fungi, Ascomycota, Dothideomycetes, Mycosphaerellales, Teratosphaeriaceae. The transcript is spliced from 3 exons. The record is from RefSeq and is a predicted model, not a curated record. Gene Ontology annotation, molecular function: structural constituent of ribosome; RNA binding.